This is a messenger RNA of Rotaria socialis, 3597 nucleotides long. The record is from the annotation of a GenBank genome assembly. NCBI's taxonomy places the organism in Eukaryota, Metazoa, Rotifera, Eurotatoria, Philodinida, Philodinidae.
AUGAUGGGUGAAAAUUCAGGUCAACCUCUGCUGUUAUCGAAUCCUUCGGUUGAUAGAGACGAUGUAAACAUUAUCGGAGGUCAUUUACUAGUUGCUACUCAAUCCGAUGAACUCGAACGAAGACAAUCGGCCAUUCCUAAAACAGGCGAUUGGAACACCAGUAUGGUUAGUCAAGUAUGUCGUGAAGGGGAUAUUGAUCGUUUACGUGAAUUUAAAGAGUACAGUCUGCAGACAUUGAGCUGUGGUAAACAUGCAGCUGAAAUAGCUGAUCGACUUGAUUUAGAAACAGGCCUUUCACCCUUACAUCACGCUGCUCGGUAUCAACAAUUGGAUGUUUGUCUUAUGCUUUUAUCGAGUAUUGAUUUUCGAUUUGGUAUUAAUAUUAAAGAUGCAAAUGGUAGAACGCCGAUGCAUUCAGCAUUUCGUCCUUCGAAUCUUUUAAAUACCAAUAGUUCUAAGCAAGAAAAACCAUUUGACAUCGAAACGGAUUUUGACAAUAAAAUUCUAGACGUUGACAUUUGGCAAGAUGAAUAUAAAAAUAAAAUCUUUUCAAAGGAUCAUCCAUUAAUUUAUUUAUUUGCUCUAGCCAGUGGAAAUGUUAAUGCACGUGAUAAAUUUCUUCUCACACCACUUCAUUAUGCUGUAGCUCGGAAUAAUCUUGCUGGUGUUAAACAAUUAAUAAAAUUGAAUGCAAAUAUUGAAGCAUCAGAUCGCCAAGAUAUACAUCCAUUACAUUUAGCAUGUAAAGAAGGUUUUUUAUCAAUCGUUGAAUAUUUAAUUGAAUGUGGUGCAAAAAUCGAUGCUAUUGAUGCAGAUGAAUGCAUACCCUUGCAUUAUGCAUGUGCUAAAGGUCAUUUAGAUAUAAUAAAAUUGAUUAAAUCAAAGGACGAAAUUAAUUUUCAAAAAUUUGUUCAGAUGAAAACAAAUGCAAAAGCAACAUGCUUACAUUUGGCAGUACAACAUGGAAAUACUCUAUCCGUUCAAUAUAUUCUUAGUGAAUUUCAUGGUGAUGCUUUAGAAAUGUUAGUCAAUGAUAAAAUAGAAUCAUUUGGAACUCCUCUACAUAUAGCAGCAAAAUUUUGCGAUCCAUCCAUGAUCAACCUUCUUCAUCAAUUUGGAGCCGAUCCAUUGAUAUUGAAUUCACAUCAUCAAUCAUCACUUCAUAUCGCUAGUGCUGCAAAUCGACUUCCGAUCGUUCAAAAACUACUUUCUCUAAGUCAAUCAUCUUUAUUAGAAAUAAAAGAUCGUCAUGGUCAAACAGCUUUAUCUGUAACAACACAACUCGAUAUUGUCAAUGAAUUAAUUGCAUCUGGUGCUGAUAUUUCAAGUAUUGAUAAUAAUCAUAUGAACGUAUUAAUGAUUGCAGUAUCGAAAGGUCAAAAAAUGAUUGUUGAACAUUUACUAUUGGGUAUCAGUGAUCAAUUAUUGAAAGUAUUUGAUCAAGUAACAAAAAAAGAUAAUCGUACAAUAUUUCUAGUAGCUGCUCAAACAGGUUCUAUUGAUAUGUGUUCAUCACUAUUAACGCAUCCAAAUGUUCGUUGGGAUACAAUAGAUAAACAACGUAUGAAUGCAUUUCAUAUAGCUGCAAGAAAUAAUCACUCGAAAUUAAUUGAAUUUCUGUGUGAAAAAAUGACACAAUCUGACAAAUUAAUAUCAAUGAGUAGUCGCAAUUAUUCAAUAGUAAGAGCAAAUUCUGAACUAGUAAAUAUUUCACAAACAUCAUCAACAUUAUAUUUAUAUAUUGAUGCACAAAAUGAAGAUGGAAAAACACCAUUACAUUUAGCUGCCGAACAGGGUCAUACAGCAUGUGUAGAAAUUCUUCUUAAAUAUGGUGUUGAUGUUUUACUUCCAAAUUAUCUUGGACAAUUAGCACUUCAUGUUGCUAUACAAAAUGGUCAUAGUGAAUGUGUUGAUUUAUUAAUAAAAGCUUCGGCAAGAAAUAUGGUUGAUUUUGAAUCAGCUCUAUCAAGAAGACAAUCGCCUUUGAUAACGGCUUGCCGAAAUGGCUUUGUUGAUAUUGUUCGUCUUUUACUUUCACAAAAUAUCGGACUAGAUCAUGAGAAUAAUAAUAAUGAUAAAGAACAAAAAGAAGAAGAAGAAGAAGAAGAAAAUCCGUUAGAAAUAGCAAUUAAAUAUAGACAAAUUGAAACCAUUCAUGUACUUCUAGAACAUCCAAAUAUAGAAAAUUGGCUUACACCAGUAAGAAAAACAAAACAAUAUUAUCAUCAAACACCAUUAAGAGAUAUGAUACGAUAUAUUCCUCAAUGUGCAAAACAUGCAUUUGAUAAAUUAAUACUAACAACAAAUGAAAUAGAUCUCAAUGAAAAUACAUUCGAAAGAAUUACAUAUAAAUAUGAAUAUAUUGAUGAUUAUUUUCUGAAUGAUGUUCAAUUAUAUACUACAAAUAGUAAUCAACUUUAUCGUAAUCAUCCAUUUAUAAUCGCGCUUGAUAGUGAACAUCAUUCUCUACUUGAACAUCCUUUAGCUCGACAACUUAUAUUACGUAAAUGGAAACUAUAUCGUCCAUUUUUUUAUGCAACUCGUAUACUAACAUUUUUAUUAUUACUUUGUUUAACAUUCUAUGUUCUUACUGUGUCUGCGCCCAAUAUAAAAUCACCAAAACCUAUAUCUUCACCGUUAAUUAAAAACUUAAUACUACCAAUGAGAUGGAUUAUAUUGAUUUUAGCUGGAAUGAAUUUAUUUAAAAUACUUCUAGAAAUAAUUUUCUAUCGUGGUUUACGUGUGCCAUUUGCGCAAUUGUUUAGUAUGAUUUCAUUUUUAACAUCAAUCAUGGCUUUUAUACCAUAUGAAAACACCGAUCAAAUCAUAGAUUGCCAAUGGCAAUUAGCAGCACUGUCAACAUUAUUGCAAUGGUUUAAUAUAGCAUUCAUGUUACGUUCAGUUCCAUUUAUUGGAAAUUUUAUUGUUAUGUUCCAAUCAAUAUUACUUAACUUUUUUUCCUUAAUAUUUGUUAUUUUGCCAUUACUCAUAGCAUUUACAAUUGCAACAAAAAUGAUAUUUUUUAAUCAUUCAGCAUUCUUAACUAUUACGACAUCGAUGCAUAAACUGACAGCAAUGCUUAUCGGAGAAUACGAUUAUGAAACGUUUUUUUUCUCGAAACCAACUUUUUUAGCAGCGUCUUUGCUUUUUAUACCAUUUAUUGUUAUAAUGACCUUUGUUUUCAUGAAUCUUUUAUUAGGUUUAACGAUUGGUGACAUACAUAUUUCUAUGGAAAAUGCGCGAGCAAAAGCCAAUGCUUAUCGAAUUCGUGAACUCAUCUAUAUUGAAUCUACUGUACCGAGUAUAAAAUGGCUAAGAUCAAAUAUUAUCAAAUGUGAAUUUAUGGAUAAUGAUUCGAUAUUAAAAAAACAUGAAAGCAAUAAAAAUGAAGAAAAUGAUUAUAAUGAAAAUGUAUUAAAUCAGCAGAUUUUUGUUGAACUUGGAAAAUUACUUGAUAUUCUUAACGUAUUAUGUUCACAAGCCAAACAAGUUUUAGAGACAGAAAUCAAUUUAGACAUUAUACUGAAACAAUUAUUAUCAGUUCGAAAAGCUCAAGAUUCAACAGGAUCAAGUACAUCUGAUUUAAACACUACGUGA